Molecule: messenger RNA, 2736 nt
Organism: Electrophorus electricus (electric eel)
Lineage: Eukaryota; Metazoa; Chordata; Actinopteri; Gymnotiformes; Gymnotidae
Gene: xpnpep2
Product: X-prolyl aminopeptidase (aminopeptidase P) 2, membrane-bound
Molecular function (GO): metalloaminopeptidase activity
Source: RefSeq, a predicted model, not a curated record
CACACACACACACACACACACCUGCCCCGUUGUUUCUCUGUGUGCGGAUUUGCUCGGAACAGGUGAUCUAACAUGACUGUCUCUGGGUGGAUUGUAGCCUUAUUCCUUGUGACUCUUACAGGAGUAGAGCAGGUGUUGCUGUCUGAGUGGGGGUCAGAGACUGAAAGGAACUGCUCGGCAGUGCCGCCGUUCCUGCCUCCUACAGCUGUUAACACAAGUCUGAGGCUACAAGAGCUAAGAGCAGACAUGACAGCACACAAUAUCACUGCCUACAUCAUACCUGGAACAGAUGCCCACAUGAGUGAGUACAUUGCAGCGCGGGAUGCUCGAUUGGCCUGGAUGUCUGGCUUCACAGGCUCCGCAGGCACAGCGGUUGUGACCCAAGACAGAGCUGUCUUAUGGACAGACAGCCGCUACUGGGUUCAGGCAGCACGCCAGAUGGACUGUAACUGGGAAAUGGAAAGAGAUGUCUCUAUCUCCAGCAUCACCAGUUGGCUUAUUCGAGAGGUGAAGGAGGGAGACCAGGUGGGCCUGGACCCCUUCCUCUUUUCUGUAGACACAUUUGCUGCCUACAGCGCCAGCCUGUCUCCAGCCAAACGGAUCUUGAAAUCGGUUCUUGAUAACCUGGUGGACAAAAUAUGGACAGAACGCCCGCCUGUUCGAGCUGAUAACCUCACACGGUUACCUGACAGCUUCAUCGAGAGAACCUGGCAGAUGAAAGUGGAGCAGAUUCGUGGUCAGAUGCUUGAGAACAUCUACCAGCCUUCUGCUCUCCUCCUCUCAGCUCUGGAUGAAACAGCAUGGCUCUUCAACAUGCGCGGUAACGACAUUCCUUUCAACCCCUUCUUCUUCUCCUACACUCUGCUGACGCUCGACCAGAUAUGGCUCUUUGUGCACACGGAGAGAGUGACACCAGAGCUGCAGGAGUACCUGAAGGCCUCUUGUAACGCCUCCCUCUGUGUGCAGCUGCUCGACUAUAAUUUGGUCCACGCACACCUGCAGAUGUACCUGGAGGGGGCAGACGUGCGUGUGUGGGUGGGCACUAAGUACACCAACCAGGCCCUGUACGAACUCCUCACUCCGGAGAGGAAGCGAUUGCAGAGUGCUUAUUCCCCAGUGCUGACCACGAAAGCGGUGAAGGACAGCACAGAGCAGAUCAACCUGAGAGAAGCACACAUAAGAGAUGCCGUAGCAGUCAUGCAACUGUUACACCGGCUGGAGAGCUCUGUACCAGAGGGGAGUGAGACAGAGGUCACCGCCGCCAAGUUUGUCGACGAGUAUCGCAGCAUGCAGAGAUACAGCCGAGGCCCGAGCUUCGAGACCAUUUCUGCAAGCGGCCCUAAUGCCGCGCUAGCCCAUUACAGCCCAUCUAAGGAAACUGCAAGGAAGCUGAGUGUUGAUGAGAUGUACCUCCUUGACUCAGGAGGACAGUACCUUGAUGGUACGACUGACAUUACUCGCACUGUACACUGGGGGACACCCACUGCUUUUCAGAAGGAGGCAUUCACACGGGUACUGAUGGGGAACAUAGAAAUUUCACGAACCAAGUUUCCAACAUGGAGCAGAGGUGUGAACAUUGAGAUGCUAGGUCGCAGAGCAUUGUGGGAAGUGGGCCUGAACUAUGGUCAUGGUACAGGACACGGUGUGGGGAACUAUUUUGGAGUCCACGAAUGGCCUGUUGGUUUUCAGUCCGAUAAUAUUCCUUUCCUAGAAGGCAUGUUUACAUCCAUUGAACCUGGGUACUAUAAGGAAAAUGAGUUUGGAAUAAGGAUUGAGGACGUCGCUGUCACCGUGCCGGCCCAAACAACGUAUGGUAGCAGUUACCUAACGUUUGAAACGGUGUCCCUGGUCCCAUAUGACAGAAAGCUGAUUAACACGUCUAUGCUGAGCCCUGAGCAGCUUCAGUGGCUGAACACAUACUACCAGACCAUCCGAGCUAAGAUGGGUCCAGCAUUGAUGGGUCAGGGUCUGACGGAGGUGCACGACUGGAUGAUUAAGAACACGGAGCCCUUCCUGACAGCGGGAGCCCCUGUGCUCCUCACCUCUGUGUCUAUGCUGCUUCUGUUCCUGACUCCUGCAUUGCUGUAGGCUUUCCCUGCGGGAUGGGGGGGUUGGCUCUGCUCCCGGGAAACCUCCUUCCAGCCCACGCCUUAGCGAUGCUUGCCUCCAAAACUUUACCCUUUUAAAGCGUGAUUGGAACGUUAAGUAAAAUAGAAGUUCUGAAACACUUUCUGCUGCAAAAGCAACAUCACAGUCAGUGAUCAGGUGAAGUCGGAGGAUGUCACCACACAGAUGAUUUUGAUUUGCAAAUAUUUAAGGAUCUGAACACACUAAGGGGACAUAAGAGACUGCAGUCUUGCUUUUUCCUUAACAUGACAUGACAGUACCAAUUAGAUUCAAAGAGCAUUUUUUGUCAAAAUAAUGUGUGUUUCUGAUAUAAAUUUCAACAUGGAAUUGAAUUGUAAUAUUACUCUGUGAUUGCAUCAGCAUGUGUUUAUACCAGCAGCAGAGUUUCCUUGGUGUUUUUAAAAUCACACUUUAGCUUUUUGAAAUCCGCACUUUUUACAGGAGAUGGUCCUAAAUGUUUUUUUCUAAACAAGAGAAAACUUUAUUGUCUCCCAUGCAUGUCAGUUCCACUGGAGACAGAAGUGUACGUUGCUGUGAAAUUAAUUAUCUACUGAAAAUAUAAAUAAUAUAUUUACCAUCACAGUUAAUAAAAUAAUCUAAAUGAAUAUG